Messenger RNA from Amphiprion ocellaris (clown anemonefish), 1965 nucleotides. RefSeq names its product pellino E3 ubiquitin protein ligase family member 3 (gene peli3). Gene Ontology annotation, biological process: protein K63-linked ubiquitination; regulation of Toll signaling pathway. The transcript has 7 exons. Gene Ontology annotation, molecular function: ubiquitin protein ligase activity; protein binding. The record is from RefSeq and is a predicted model, not a curated record. NCBI's taxonomy places the organism in Eukaryota, Metazoa, Chordata, Actinopteri, Pomacentridae. Bases 320 to 1738 code for a protein of 472 amino acids.
GAGAGAGAGAUGCAGGCGUGACAUCAGUCUGUCUGCUGUUGUAUCCGGGAGGAUGAACGUGUCUGAGUCCACGGUGUAACGUAAACGGGAGAGAGGCGAUGCAACCGCUCCUGAUGCUCUGCGCUUCUCCCUCUUCUUCUCCUUCCGCUCCUUCUUCUCCUGCUUCACUCCUAUUCUUCACGCUUCCCAGGCCGUACGGGGACUGACGGAGCCCGGUCACACUCCCAUACAGAGGAGGAUUUACACAGAGAGCCGAGCCUGUCCCGGACCUCCAUUGGCAAACAUCAGCGGCAGUGAGCCCCAGCUGUGGCCGGUGGGCAUGGUUUUGGAGGGUAGCUCAGAGGCGCUGUGUCCCCCCCCAUCUCUGGAGCUGCGCCCAUCCUGCAACAAGAGCCAGCCCUCGCCUCCUCUGGGCUCAAGCUCACAACCCCACGACGGAGUCUUCCCAGAGGACAAGGAGCCUGUCAAGUACGGCGAGCUCAUCGUCUUAGGGCACAAUGGGUCACUGGCAAAUGGGGACAAAGGUCGCAGAAGAAGUCGCUUGGCCCUUUACAAGAGACCCAAAGCCAAUGGGGUCAAACCUGAUGUUAUCCAUAAUGUCUCAACUCCUCUGGUGUCAAAGGCACUCAGCAACAAAAGCCAGCACAGCAUCUCCUACACACUGUCACGGAGCCACUCUGUCAUUGUGGAGUACACCCAUGACACCAACACAGAUAUGUUUCAGAUUGGCCGUUCCACAGAGAGCAUGAUUGACUUUGUGGUGACGGACACAGCAGGCAGCAGUGGUGGUCAGGGUGGGGGUGCGGCGGGAGAGGGUGGAGGUGCAGGUCAGUCAGCCCAGAGUACCAUCUCCCGCUACGCCUGUCGCAUCAUGUGUGAACGCAGUGCUCCCUACACCGCCCGCAUCUAUGCCGCUGGGUUCGACUCCUCUAAGAACAUCUUCCUCGGGGAGCGGGCUGCCAAGUGGAGGACAUCGGAUGGCUUGAUGGACGGCCUGACUACCAACGGGGUGCUGGUGAUGCACCCUGCAGGAGAGUUUGUGUCUGAGCCAGCUCCGGGCGUCUGGAGGGAAAUCUCAGUCUGUGGCAAUGUCUUUGCCCUGAGGGAGACCCGUUCAGCCCAACAGAGGGGAAAACUGGUUGAAAAUGAGUCAAAUACCCUCCAGGACGGUUCUCUGAUUGAUCUGUGUGGAGCUACCCUGCUGUGGAGGACUCCUGCCGGAUUGCGCCACACCCCCACCCUCAAACAGCUAGAGUCCCUUCGGCAAGAGCUGAAUGCCGCCCGGCCCCAGUGUCCCGUGGGCUUCAACACCCUGGCCUUCCCCAGCCUGGCCCAGCGUGAGAUUGUAGACAAGAAGCAGCCCUGGGUUUAUGUCAACUGCGGCCACGUACACGGCUACCACAACUGGGGGUACCGGAAGGAGAAAGGUCCUGCAGGCCCUGGAGGCACAGCACCAGCCAGCACCGGGGAGAGGGAGUGCCCCAUGUGCCGGAGAGUAGGCCCCUAUGUACCACUGUGGUUGGGCUGUGAGGGCGGAUUGUACCUGGAUGCUGGGCCACCCACUCAUGCGUUCUGCCCCUGUGGCCACGUAUGUUCAGAAAAGACAGUCGUGGGGUGGAGCCAGAUCCCAUUACCCCAUGGCACCCAUGCCUUCCAUGCUGCCUGCCCCUUCUGUGGUACCUGGUUGACAGGGGAGCAGGGCCACAUCAAACUCAUCUUCCAGGGCCCCGUCGACUGAAGCCUAGACCUGGGAGCCACUCAGAGGAAAGUACUGAUGGAUCACAGAGGACGACCUGCUGACUAAAGACUGUGUGCUAUAACAGAAAUGUGAACACACUGAUGACAAAUACAGGAAAGGGACUGUUGACAUGAUGAGCUGAAAGCAACAUGCAAUAGUAUAUGCCAAGGCUUCACGUGGAUUAUGAGGUGUAUGGAGAGUAUGUAAAUAAAUUGUGUUGAAAUGAA